This is a messenger RNA of Orbicella faveolata, 1473 nucleotides long. Its product is annotated as lactadherin-like. NCBI's taxonomy places the organism in Eukaryota, Metazoa, Cnidaria, Anthozoa, Scleractinia, Merulinidae. The record is from RefSeq and is a predicted model, not a curated record.
UUCAAUUGACCUACGUCAACAGCGAAUGCCAAUAGCAGAAUGUUUUCAGUCGCAAAGGGUCUACAAUUCUUUGCGACGUAAAUAUACGAGUUGAAUGAUUUCUCACAAUCGCAAAGUUUAUUUAAUUGUUUCUUAUUAUUUAGAUGAACUAUCUCUGAGCCUUUUCCCGUUAUUUCUUCAGCUUGCUACAGGAGUCUGGGAAUGGAAAAUGGAAAGAUUCCAGCCAGUGCUAUCACAGCCUCGUCUUCUUAUAAUUCCGGACUCGGUCCUAAUUUCGCUCGGCUCAACUCGCCAUCUGCAUGGACUAUGGGUUACCAUGAAGGUCCGCACUGGCUCCAUGUUGAUCUUGGUCGAGUCAUGGCAGUAAAAAAGAUAGCUACUCAGGGAAGGCCGAUUGCUAGUCACAGACAGUGGGUGACGUCUUACAAGAUUUCAUCCAGUGUAGACGGGACUGACUGGCUUAAGUAUAUGGAGGACAAUGCUGUGAAAGUAUUUCAAGGAAACACCGAUAAAGAGACAGUUGUCUCGCAUGUGUUUCCACAGCACAUUCGGGCGCGCUUCAUUAAAAUCUGGCCACAGACCUGGAGCGAUCGUGUAGCUAUGAGGGUAGAGCUGUACGGCUGUGUUAUGUUUCCCAAGUUCAUCAUGACAGUGUUGUUUGUGAUUCUCAGUCACCCUCCGAUGCAAGUCACUCUGGCCUCUGUCAUGCAGUGCAAAGACGUAACCCGCUCCAUUCCAGAUCGUGUUUUAGCAGGUCACGUGUUUCUUACCAAACCAGCUCCAGGUAUUGCAACUUGCGUGAUGCUGUGCGACGAGCAUCGUCCCUUGUGUGAAAGCAUAAACUAUUACCAGAAUACAAAGGUUUGUGAAUUAAAUAACAAGACAGCAGAUUCUAACCCAAAGGACAUCAAGGAUCAUGAAUGGGCAAUCUACAUGACCAACGGGGUGCGACUCCUCUCUUGUAAUGACUUAGACUUCCAAUGUGGAGGACAGACAGACAUCUGUCAAAUUAAGCCGAGCGGCAACAAGUGCAAAGAUUGCGCCGAGCCUUUAGGUAUGGAAAAUGGAAAGAUUCCAGAUUCUGCCCUAACUGCAUCGUCUUUCACUCGUAAUGGCCUUGAUCCCCGAUACGCCCGCUUACACUCAGCUACUUCGUGGUCUGCAGGCAUCAAUAAUCGUAGCCAGUGGCUGCAAGUUGACCUUGGAAUGGAGACAGCAAUCAAGAAAAUAGCUACUCAGUCAAAGCAUGACUCCUUGCAUAGGGUGACAACUUAUGAAAUUUUGUCUCUUGGUGAUGGAGGAGAAUGGGAGCCAUACCUGGAGAACAACUCCGUGAAAGUGAGUCCUAAAUUUAUGAAGGACUCGUGGCACAUAUUAAUCUAGUAAAUGACCUAAAUCCCGGUCAUGAUAAGUUUAGCCACUUCAUCUACUGGUCUACCGAAGAUUUUGUCGCUUCCAUCUAUCUGAAUCUAA